Molecule: messenger RNA, 848 nt
Organism: Pocillopora damicornis (cauliflower coral)
Lineage: Eukaryota; Metazoa; Cnidaria; Anthozoa; Scleractinia; Pocilloporidae
Source: RefSeq, a predicted model, not a curated record
AACUGGAUAGUUGUUGUCGAGCGAUCCCUAACAAGGCUAGGAAAACUAAAGAGAAAACUCAGCAAUGCCGAUUGAGGAUAGGUCAAUUCCCUACCACUGGGAUGAAGAGCCGGGACAAGGGCCUAUAAAGAGUUUUGAUGGAGUUUACCGCCAGUGGUUUACCUCGAGACAUCGAGUUUUUUCUCUGAAUAAAGGCGGUCAGGUCCCUGGACAUUGCAUGAAGAUAGACGGAAAUACCGUGAGCGCAGAUGCAAUCGAAAAAGACGAGAGAGUAAAAUUUCGUUUACACAAUUUCACGGAGAAUAGGAACGAGACGUGGUACGACUAUUAUAUUAUGGAGAAUCAGAUCAGUGAAGGCUUGGUGGCCAUAAACCCAGAGGAUGACACUGUCACUGUUAAGCAUGCAGAUGUAAUAGGCUUCAGGACCAUUGCACAAGUGAGGAAAGCCAACCUGUUAGAUGUGAUGUUCAUUAAGCAGCAAAAAAAACCUUUGGAUGACCAGUUUUGGUUUGAGUCGUGUAUCGAGGAUGGGAAGAGGCGUGUCCUUGGAUUUGACCAAAAUGGUAUACCCCUGAAAACUACUGAGGUCGAAGCAGGUUCGAAAGAAAGUCUACUGGAGAUGAAGCGAGUCUUAAUGGCGGAACCAUGAGAAGCCCUCUUCUCACCGGCAUCCACAUUUUCUAUGUUAUUGAAAACGGUAACAAAAUUUUGUUUCCAAAGUAAUGAGCAAACUACGAACGCGACAAAUCCUUCAACAAGGUCUUGUCGCAUGAAAUAGCUAAUGGCGAUACAUAGUAAAAUUAGCAAGCGAAUAAAUGCGUAAAUAAAUGAAUUCUUGAUUAAAGACA